This is a messenger RNA of Rhipicephalus sanguineus (brown dog tick), 831 nucleotides long. RefSeq lists its product as uncharacterized. NCBI's taxonomy places the organism in Eukaryota, Metazoa, Arthropoda, Arachnida, Ixodida, Ixodidae. The record is from RefSeq and is a predicted model, not a curated record. The transcript is spliced from 7 exons. The coding region runs from base 43 to 831 and encodes 262 amino acids.
CACUCUGAAUGGGCGUCAGAACACUUCAGACACACAUGAGACAUGGCCGACGACAGAAGCAAUGAAUACCGGCUUCCCAAUUUUUCCGGAUGCACUGCCCCGAGUACAAGCCGUGCAGUCUCCGAGGGUGCUUCGUCCACUGCAACCGAUUACACUUGGCUUCCUGAUGGCCCCUCGAAUAUGCCGCUGAACGUGUUCUGUAACGAGGCUGACGGCACACCUGCGUUCUGCUACAAGAACGAUACUGUAAACAACAGCUUCCAGCAACCCGCUUCAACUAGUAGCGGCAGCUACGUCGCCGUUCCCAGCACAAGCAGCGCAGGCACAGAGGAAGAAGCAGGCAUUGCGGAAGACUACGCGAGCAGUUGGACUCCCGAUCACACCUGUAAUGCCGAAGAAGUCGAGCAGUACUUCAAGACCCUGGGCAAUACUCUACUCUUCGACGACACCGAGAAUGGAAGAGCCGCCUUCCAGCUUCCGAUCUCCAGCACGAGUUUCGAGGAAGCAAUGCCGAGUACGAGCGAUGGAGAUAUUGGAGCAGCACCAGACUUCUUGGGAACCGACAUAAGGAACGCUACUGACUCCAAGGAAAGUGAACAGCGCAAAGAUAUCAACGAUGGGCACGGCGGCGUCGACCGCGCCGACAAAGUGUCAGGGGAAAGGCCCUACAAAUGCGAAAUCUGUGAAAAAUGCUUUAAACACAAACGUUAUCUCGUGGAUCAUCACAAUACGCAUAAUGCUGUCAAACUCAACAAGCACACGGAGGAGAAGGAAAUUCUACCUUCGACCAUGUAUGAUUUUCUUGCCCAGCUCUGGGAGCUCGCAGCUUAA